AUGCCAGGCACAAAACGGUUUCAACAUGGUAUUGAGACCCCGGAGCCUGGCAAGUGGGAGGGGAGACCCCUUCUUCAUUUGUCUGGGUACGAGGCAGCUUUGCCAGUCACAGAGAAGUCAAACCCACUGACCCAGGACCUAGACAAAGCAGAUGCUGAGGAAAUUGUUCGACUGCUGGGACAAUGUGAUGCUGAGAUCUUCCAGGAGGAGGGGCAAGCCCUGCCCACAUACCAGAGACUCUGCAGCAAAUCCAUUCUGACCACCAUGGUACAGGUGGCUGGGAAAGUUCAGGAAGUGCUGAAGGAGCCGGAUAGGGGGCUGAUGGUGCUGAGUGGAGGGGGUACCUCUGGCCGGAUGGCAUUCCUCAUGUCGGUGUCCUUUAAUUAG
Molecule: messenger RNA, 387 nt
Organism: Piliocolobus tephrosceles (Ugandan red Colobus)
Lineage: Eukaryota; Metazoa; Chordata; Mammalia; Primates; Cercopithecidae
Product: glucokinase regulatory protein-like
Exons: 5
Coding region: 1-387 (128 amino acids)
Biological process (GO): glucose homeostasis; carbohydrate derivative metabolic process; negative regulation of glucokinase activity
Cellular component (GO): cytosol; nucleoplasm
Molecular function (GO): enzyme inhibitor activity; carbohydrate binding; enzyme binding
Source: RefSeq, a predicted model, not a curated record